Sycon ciliatum is the source of this 2306-nucleotide messenger RNA. RefSeq names its product EEIG family member 2-like. The coding region runs from base 90 to 1532 and encodes 480 amino acids. NCBI's taxonomy places the organism in Eukaryota, Metazoa, Porifera, Calcarea, Leucosolenida, Sycettidae. The transcript is spliced from 11 exons. The record is from RefSeq and is a predicted model, not a curated record.
GGACGAUUUGCUGUGCAAGCGUUUUUUUCUUGUUGGUGCAUGGUGUGGGAGAGUUCACUUCACUUGGUGAGAAUGACCAUUUUGCAGAGAUGAAGAAGAAAAAGUUCCGCUUCAACGUGAAGUUGGAUCUUCUUGAGCUGUGUUCAGUGCCUUUUGUAAGUGGCUCCUUCUUCGCCAAGAUGAGGCUGAUCGACGGAGGCGAUUUUUGCAAUGAGUCGAAACGGGUUGUGGUGGAGAAUCACCGUGUCCUCUGGGAUCACACUUAUCCGUUCUCUUGCAAGAUGCACGCGCCGAUUCAGACGGGUAUUCUAGACUCGUGUUUGCUUCGCGUGUCUGUUCGCAAGGAUGCAAGGAGCGGACGUGUUGAAAAGCUUGGCUUCGUGGACUUCGACCUAGCCGAGUUCUCUGGAGCAGGUCCCACCGAGCGCAAGUGUAUCCUCUCAGGAUAUGACCAGAAUCGACGGCAGGAUAACUCUAUUCUAAAGGUCCGUGUCGCUGUCUCUUUGCUGGAAGGUGACCCAAUGUUCAAGCGGAGGCCUACUUCCCGUGACGCUCAGCGAUUGAGUGAUGUUGAUCCUGCCGAUUGCCGAGCUGGGGUGAGCAACGUUCGUGGUGUGGAAAUCGCCGAACUUAACUCACCGACAAGCACACCGGCUUCAUUUCCUGCAGGCGUUUGUAGCUCGCCUGCUGCUCAUAUGCGAAGUGGCAGUACCGCUGGUGUUGCAUCCACUACUGCUACUACUGCUGCUGCUGCUGCUGCUGCUGGUUGUGCUAGUGGAAACAACGUGAUGACAGUCUCGUCUUUAGCGACGCGUAGUAGCAGCGCGUCGGCCCAGGCGGUGGUGCUGUUGUGCAGCGACAAUCUACAAUCGACCAACUCACAGUCGUUGCCCAGCAUAGACCGGUUUGAAACCGGCGGCGCCUCGAGUGCUGCAGCCACUGGUGCUGGCGGCGUGGCUGGCUUAGGCAGUGUGACGCAGCGCGGUGCCUUGUCAUCGCAGCGAGAGAGAGGUGAUCGUCCGGCAUCCGACAUUGCCUGGUCAGCAACUCCGCCGUCCAGCACAAGCAGUGCAUCCUCAGUACAGCCGCCUGCGUUCUCGGAGACACUGCCGCGAACAGCGCGCCGAUACACCUUCAACAACGACCAGGUCGCGCGCUCACAUAAACGUAAUUUCAGCUGGGACCCACAUGCCGCAGCGAUUGGACAACUUGCACUCGAUCCUUCUGACAUCCAGUCAGCUGAAAAGAUCGAGAGUAUGUCGGUGGCAACGUCGACUACAUCUCGUCGCCACAUGCAGAACGAGCAGGCUACUAGAGUGUGUGAUACACGUUUCGACAACGAUGACAUCAUUGAUUCAAUUCUCAAAGGAUCAUCUUCAAGCACAGGUGAAGGCGACAAACAGACUGAGCGAGCGGAUCCUAGUCUUCAGCUAUUUGUUGACAAAGAGGGCAGAACAGUUGUGUCUGGCAGAUCCUCUGGCAGGCAUCUGGAUCGUUACGUCCCCGUCAAGGUGGAUAAUGUCAAGAGCUGACAGCCCCUCACUGGAGCAGUCGCGCCAGCAUCCCAUGAUGUACUCUAUGGUACUAUUGUGAUGUCGUAGGGUGCGAUGCAAUACCCGGUGAUGUCAUGCAAUCAUGUCAUCUACUGUGCUGUGUGAUGUAAUGCUUCUCUGUGGCACCUAUGCUCAUGUCUCUAACGUAUAUGAGCAGUGUGCCCUGUCUUCGACCCCCUCCCGCCCCUUGCAUCCCCUAUUGUUCCACCUGGUGUGGCUUUAAUAUAUGCCUUUUCAAACUGCUGCUGCGCAGUGGUAUUGGCGUUAGCAGAGCACGGUGUGUGUCGACGUAUUUUUUAUCAUCUGUUAAAAUCCAAUGUAGCGCUAGCUGUUCCCUAGCAUCCAAACACACAUGCACGCACUUCCCACAAACCUUAGCUGAUGUGCGCGAUGAACUAGGCCCGUGUGUUCUCCUGUUUGUUUUUUAAUUAUUAUUUCUAUUUCCAUUGAGAGAGGCUUGACUAUAUGUCUGUUGCUCACCCACCCCGCUUGUUGCCCGGCGCAUUAACCGUGAAAGCCAGACCGGUCAGAACCAGUUAUUUUUACGUGUGUUUGUCCAAACUCGCCCGACUAUUACCUGCGGUAACUGUCAGUUUCCCGUUUGCUUUGUGUUUGAUCAGAUUCCACACCUGGAAGCCGUGUCAGUGUUUUUGUUUUUACAUCGCCAGGCCCUGAUAGCUGGGCUGGCUUCAAUACCUUUGCUUAAAGCUUGUAGCUAAUGUGAAAAAUAUAAUGUAAUACUUGUGAAGGGAA